UUGCAGAUCUCCUCUAAAUAUGGUAAUAUUUAAAGACGGUUAAUACAAUUAAUUAAUUAUGAAUUAGGCAAAUAACUUUGAUUUUAGUACAUGUACUUGUUGUCCUACUGAGGCUUUCAUGAUCUUUACAUCGUUCACCAGCCGCAAAAGGCAAAGUUGAUGUGUCUCUCCAACCAAAAAUAAUCUCCAGCCGAAUUUUUAUUCUUUACAAACUUCUGCAGCUUUACAAAUACGAGCUGAUAUACUAGUAUGGCACUAGCAAGAAUUGCAAGGACAGGCAUAAGAAGGUCAGGAAGUUCCAAAACCAAUUAUACAACUGAGAAAGAGGCAUUCUCUGAGGGUAUUUCAUUGUACAAGUAUCCUUCUUUGCUCGAAAAUGCAACGGGCAAAUGCAAUAAUUUCUACACAUCUAAACUCGGGAAUAUGAACUCUUCAUACUUCCAAACUAGGGGAUUACAAGCCACUCUCUCUUCUCAAUUACAUUCUAAAGAGAAGAUCGCGUGUCAGCAGUCCAUUGCAGAGAAUGAGAGUACGAGAUACCCAGGCUUAGAAGCAACAAAGGCAGGGGAAAAGCCAAGGGUUGUGGUCCUUGGAACGGGUUGGGCAGCAUGCCGCCUCAUGAAAGGACUUGACACAAAUAUGUAUGAUAUCGUCUGUAUAUCACCAAGGAACCAUAUGGUUUUCACUCCUCUACUUGCCUCAACUUGUGUGGGGACACUGGAAUUCAGAUCAGUAGCUGAGCCCAUUGGUCAGAUUCAGUCUGCACUUGCAAAGGAUCCGAAUUGUUAUUUCUAUUUGGCUUCCUGCACUGGGAUUGACACAUCGAAACAUGAAGUCUAUUGUGAAACAGCGGAGAAUAUGGGACAAUCAAAUGAACGACAUCGAUUUAAGGUGGCAUAUGACAAGCUUGUAAUUGCAGUAGGAUCGGAUCCUUUGACAUUUAACAUCAAAGGGGUGAAAGAACAUGCAAUUUUUUUGCGAGAAGUAAAUCAUGCACAGGAGAUAAGAAGGAAACUUUUGUCAAAUCUUAUGCUAUCUCAGAGUCCAGGUAUAUCUGACGAAGACAGGACGCGAUUGUUACAUUGUGUUGUUGUUGGAGGUGGUCCAACUGGUGUAGAAUUCAGUGGCGAGCUGAGUGAUUUUAUAAAAGCAGAUGUUAGCCAACGGUAUUCACAUGUCAAAGACCGCAUCAAGGUCACUCUUAUUGAGGCCAAUGAAAUAUUGUCAUCAUUCGAUGUGGGAUUGAGGGAAUAUGCAACAAAUCACUUGAUAAAGUCGGGCAUAUGUUUUGUUCGUGGGAUUGUAAAAGAGGUUCAAAAAGAAAGGAUAGUUCUUAGUGAUGGAACAGAAGUACCCUUUGGCAUUUUGGUCUGGUCGACUGGUGUUGGUCCGUCUGAGUUUGUAGAAUCUCUUAACCUUCCUAAGUGCCCUGGUGGAAGGAUAGGGAUUGACCAGUGGUUGCGAGUUCCUUCAGUGGAGGAUGUGUUCGCCCUGGGUGAUUGUGCAGGAUUUCUUGAGCAAUCUGGAAGAAAGGUUCUUCCUGCUUUAGCUCAGGUAGCUGAAAGAGAAGGCAAAUAUUUGGUUGAACUAUUGAACAAGAUGGGGAAGCAAGAUGCAGGAAAGGCAUAUGCAGCAAAAGAUGUUGUAUUAGGAGACCCUUUUGUUUACAAGCAUGCUGGCAGCAUGGCUUCAGUAGGGAGCUACAAGGCCCUAGUUGAUCUCCGCGAGUCAAAGGAUGCAAAGGGCAUAUCCAUUGCUGGGUUCUUCAGCUUUCUGAUAUGGCGUUCAGCAUAUUUAACGCGUGUUCUUAGCUGGAGAAACAGAUUUUAUGUUGCUGUAAACUGGGCAACCACUCUAGUGUUUGGCAGGGAUAUUUCAAAGAUAGGAAACUGAGCUAAUAUAAGCUCUAGUUUGUAGGGAAUGGCGAUUGCCUUUGUUGCAUUCAUCGUUUUUCUUUUGUAGGGGAAACGUACUUGUAGCUUAUGGUACAAAUUUGGAUGUUAUUCGAGUUGUAAAAACUGUGAAACUAAUACAGUAUAUGCAAUAUUAUUACAUAAAUUUU
Molecule: messenger RNA, 2062 nt
Organism: Beta vulgaris subsp. vulgaris (sugar beet)
Lineage: Eukaryota; Viridiplantae; Streptophyta; Magnoliopsida; Caryophyllales; Amaranthaceae
Product: internal alternative NAD(P)H-ubiquinone oxidoreductase A1, mitochondrial
Exons: 9
Coding region: 250-1893 (547 amino acids)
Molecular function (GO): NADH dehydrogenase activity
Source: RefSeq, a predicted model, not a curated record